This is a messenger RNA of Hyla sarda, 1197 nucleotides long. RefSeq names its product yippee like 5 (gene YPEL5). The transcript has 3 exons. NCBI's taxonomy places the organism in Eukaryota, Metazoa, Chordata, Amphibia, Anura, Hylidae. The record is from RefSeq and is a predicted model, not a curated record. The coding region runs from base 178 to 543 and encodes 121 amino acids.
UACGUUGGUAAUGUAUCUUCGGGGGGCGGAGCUGUGGCCGUGUGAUGGAUAGGUUGAGUAGGGAAGUGGGCGGAGCGUAGAACUGGUUAGUUACUCGAAGCUCCGAGUCUCCUCUCCGCCGCCAGACACCGGAACCGAGCUCUUCUCUCCGGGAACCAGCUGCUUGAAAUAAACACAAUGGGCCGAAUCUUCCUGGAUCACAUCGGGGGCACCCGCCUGUUCUCCUGUGCCAACUGCGACACCAUCCUCACCAACCGCUCCGAGCUCAUCUCCACCCGCUUCACCGGGGCCACCGGCAGAGCCUUCCUCUUUAACAAGGUGGUGAACCUACAGUACAGCGAGGUCCAGGACCGCGUCAUGCUCACCGGGCGUCACAUGGUGCGAGACGUCAGCUGUAAGAACUGCAACAGUAAGCUGGGCUGGAUCUACGAAUUCGCCACGGAGGACAGUCAGCGCUACAAGGAAGGGCGCGUCAUCCUAGAGCGAGCGCUGGUACGGGAGAGCGAGGGCUUCGAGGAGCACGUCCCAUCUGACAAUUCCUGAAGCCCCCCUUUUAUUUAUUCUUUGGCUUUCGUUCUCUUUGUAGUCCCUUUCAAGUUACACCAUGCAGCAGAUCUCUACAGCGUAUUUGCAUUCACCGUUACCUUAGCCGUCGCGUCACGUGAUGAGACAUAGAGGAACGACGAACGAUCUGAAUGUGAUCAUUCCUUUCCAGGUUUGGGUUUUGUACCAUUUCAAGCAUAUAUUCUACCAAUGCUGUCUUAAAUGGUCUGAUGUCCCCACCCACGAGUGCUGAGCUACCCCCCAUCCCCCCCGAUUUAUCGGCCCGUUUCCCCCAUGUUGAUAAUUGCCUUAUUUGCAGAUUCGUUUGCUUUGAAAUGUAUUUGCGCAUUGUAGAUUGUAACCGCCGUAGGUGACGCCUCGUGUAUGGGAUCUAGUGUUUGCUGCCGCUUGCGCUGGUCAUCACGUCACUAAGUAGCUGGGGGAGGGGGGGGUCUGCGGGGGAGGGGGGGUGUACUUGUCUAUCUCCAGCAUCUAUAUAACCCACUUACCUUCAUGAGUCAUGUGAUGCAGGUGGUGUGGACAUUUAAACAAAAAAAAAAAGAAAUUCUAAAUUUUGAGAUGCACCAAGUCAUUUGUUUUAUGUAUGUGAUGCGGAACGUCCUGAUAGUGUAAUAAAAUGUUAUGUCUCUUGUA